Cydia splendana is the source of this 3406-nucleotide messenger RNA. Its product is annotated as peptidylprolyl isomerase domain and WD repeat-containing protein 1. Gene Ontology annotation, molecular function: protein binding; peptidyl-prolyl cis-trans isomerase activity. NCBI's taxonomy places the organism in Eukaryota, Metazoa, Arthropoda, Insecta, Lepidoptera, Tortricidae. The record is from RefSeq and is a predicted model, not a curated record. Gene Ontology annotation, biological process: protein peptidyl-prolyl isomerization. The coding region runs from base 110 to 1975 and encodes 621 amino acids. The transcript is spliced from 12 exons.
UCGUUUAGGUUUCUUUUCGGCUCUAAUUGCACAGCGUCUUAUCAUAAUUUAUCAAAACAUACUUAUUUUACCAGCACUGUUUAUAACAUCAAAAAAAAAAUCAUAAAACAUGUCUGCGGAAAAGAGGCCGGCCAGCCCGGAGAAAGCAGAGGAAUCUGAAGAUGCCGACGCCUGGAUCGGUCCUAUGCCUUCAGAGGCGGCUGUACCCAAACAUAAGAAAAGAAAAGUUCUAGAGUUUGAAUCCUUGUAUUUGGAGAACCUGCCAUCCUCGGAGACCUACGAGCGGAGUUACAUGCACAGAGAUGUGGUCUCGCAUGUGGUUGUCACCAAAACAGACUUCAUUGUCACAGCCAGUCAAGAUGGACACCUCAAAUUUUGGAAGAAACAGGAGGAGGGCAUAGAGUUUGUAAAGCAUUUCCGCUGCCACCUCUCCACCAUUAGUGACAUUGCAGCCAACAGCACUGGAUCCCUGCUGUGCACCGCAUCUCCGGAGAAGACGCUCAAAGUCUUUGAUGUUGUCAAUUUUGACAUGAUCAACAUGUUCACAGUGGAGUUUGAACCGUACCGAGUGGAGUGGGUGCAUUCUGCCGGCGACCCGAUAUCAGCAUUGGCAGUUUCAGAGAAAGGCAGUAACAAGAUCCACAUAUUCGACGGCACACAAGCCUCAGGCGCCCCCCUCCACACGUUCGAGACCCUCCACCAAAGCACAGUGGCCACCAUCUGUUACAACCCAGUGUACGAAACAGCGGUGUCCGUCGACAAAGCUGGUAUAGUGGAAUACUGGACCGGGCCGAAGCACGAAUACAAGUUCCCUAAGAACGUCGAGUUCGACUCUAAGCUGGACACGGACCUGUUCGACUUCGUGAAGAACAAGACCUAUCCGACGUCGGUGGCCUUCUCGCCGGACGGGAAGAAGAUGGCCUCCAUCAGCCUGGAUAGGAAGGUGCGUGUGUUCAAUUUCGUGUCAGGCCGGCUGAGCAAGGUGCUGGACGAGAGCCUGCAGCGCUUCCAGGAGCUGCAGCACCAGCACCAGCAGCUGCCCAACAUGGAGUUCGGACGCAGAAUGGCUACUGAGCGAGACCUGGAAAAAUCCGACUCUGUCCACUACGCGAACAUAACCUUCGACGCGAGCGGCCAUUUUGUUCUGUACGCCACCAUGCUAGGCGUGAAGAUCGUCAACCUGGUCACCAACCGUUGCGUCACCAUGCUGGGCAAGCCGGAGAACCUUAGGCCGUUGCACUUAGCUCUAUUUCAGGGUCGAACCAACCAAUCAAAAGUGGCCUCAACCCUCGAGAUGGAGGGCUCAGAGAACCCCACCCUCCUCAAUAUCAAGACGGACCCGACGUUAUUCUGCACGGCCUACAAGAAGAACCGCUUCUACAUGUUUUCUAGAAGAAGUCCCGAUGAUAUCAAGAGUCCGGAUGCUGACAGAGACAUAUUUAAUGAAAAGCCGUCGAAGGAAGACAUCAUUUCGGCGACGGAAGGGCAAGGCGUCCAACGCAUAUACGAGCAGGCCAUCCUGCACACGUCGCUGGGCGACAUUCACAUCCGUCUGUUCGGCAAGGACACGCCGCGAGCCGCCGAGAACUUCUGCGUGCACGCCAGGAACGGGUACUACAACGGGCACAUCUUCCACCGCGUCAUCAAAGGAUUCAUGGUGCAGACGGGGGACCCUACAGGCACCGGCACUGGCGGUGAGAGCAUCUGGGGCGGCGAGUUCGCGGACGAGUUCAAGCCUCACUUGAAACACGAUCGACCUUACACGGUCAGCAUGGCGAAUGCCGGACCCAACACUAACGGCAGCCAGUUCUUCAUUACUUUGGCGCCAACGCCGUGGUUAGACAACAAGCACACAGUAUUCGGCCGCGUAGUCCGCGGCAUGGAGGUCGUACAGAACAUCGGACAGGCGAAAACCAACCCCAAGACUGACAAGCCAUAUGACGACAUUCGACUAGUAUCCGUCACUGUCAAGUAACUGUCAAUGUCUUAAUGUAGCAGGGAGUACGGAACAUCGGCCAGGCUAAAACCAACCCCAAGACUGACAAGCCCUACGACGACAUACGACUCAUCUCCGUCACUGUCAAAUAACUGUCAAUGUCAUUAAUGUAGUAGGGAGUACGGAACAUCGGCCAGGCCAAAACCAACCCUAAGGCCGACAAGCCAUAUGACGACAUUCGCCUAGUAUCCGUCACUGUCAAGUAACUGUCAAUGUCUUAAUGUAACAGGGAGUACGGUACAUCGGCCAGGCCAAAACCAACCCCAAGACCUACGACUGGUAGACCCAAGACUUACUGUCAAGUAACUAGAGAAUGUAUAGGGCCGGUUGCACCAAACUGUCUUGUCACCGUUAAAGCGUUCGCUAAAUUUUAUUGCAUGGGUUUCAUACUUUACUGUUGUUUGACGUUAAUCGGUCUGUUAAAAUAAAUGUGGUUGGUGCAACUGGGCCAUAGUGUAGUGUGGGUGAUCAGCGAAUCAUAGCUAGUAAGUAGUAUGACGUUAGUAAAUUUAGUAUGUGACGAACGAGGCCCAUGGCUUUCAUCAUAUCAUAAUAUCAAUAAGGUAUCAGUCAUUACGUAGACUAUUUGCCCGAUGUUUAAUUUACCAAAAUUUCAUACUUAUAUGUCGAAUCUAACAUGUUAUCUUGUACAACUUUGGAAACAUAGGGUAAAUCGUCUAUUACUGGCCACCUUCCAAUAACUGACGCCGGUUCGAAUCCGGCCUCCCGUAAUGGAGGUCUUCGUCACGUUUUCUUUAUUAGGUAUACCUAAUUUAUUAUACAUUUAUUUUAAAUUAAUUAUUAUGGUAAAAUAUUCAUUCGGACAAAUGAGGUUUCGGUGAUCGAUAUCUCUCAGAAGUAUUUUCCGGAUCAUACAUAGGUAAUGAGCGUGCGCGCAUGCGACGGUUGUCGCAGUAACAACUUUCUAUAAACGGUACGCAGCGACCGCAACAUUUGUUACAUAAGCAAAGAUGCAUUGAGUGUUCAAGAUGAGUAAAGCCUUAGACAGAUUUGAAUUCCGAAUUAGACAGCUAAUGUAGAUAGCGCUGUUCGGCUCCGCCUGUAAGUACAUUAUGCGGUAACUCGCCUGUCAAAAGUUGACGUUUGACUUAAGCUAUCAUCGCUUUUGUUUAGUGGGACUUCUGUACGAAAUAAGAUUAACUAUUCUGUGACUACAUUGUAAAUAUUAUUGUUAAUAUUAUUUAGGUAUUUUAGGUUUACAUUUACCUCAAUUCGUGUGUAAGUACAACAAUUUGUCAAUAUUUUAGAUAUCUUCAUUAAACUAGGCUAGACCUGACUAGUUUAAAUUUAUUAGAUCGUAUUUGUGACUGUGAAUUACUGUUGUGAAAUGUGUUUUAGAUGAAAUUUUAAAUAAAUAGAUAAUAAACAAAUUUCUAUUUUAUGAUACAA